AUGGCCAUAGACUAUCGUGGCGACCCACCCUCGCUCAUCCCUGCAAACUACUUCAAGUACUACCUUCCGUAUUUUACUCCUCAAGAGGUAGAGAGAUUAUCGGAGAAGCAGAGAGGCAAGUUAUCGGUGACACAAGAGGAGAAGGCUAGGCAGCAGGCGUGUGGCUUUAUCGAAACCGUCGGCUCAGAUAUCGGCUUUCCAAGGAAGACUAUUGCUACUGCUCAGAACCUCUACCACCGUUUCCACCUAUUCUUUCCCCGCAAAGACUUCGCGUACCACGACGUGUGCUUAGCGGCGCUGUUCGUUUCAUGCAAAAUCCAUGACACGUUGAAGAAAACUCGAGAUGUGCUCGUAGCGUCAUAUGGAGCGCGCUUUCCGGAACGAGCCGCCAAGGCGAAGGCUAUGGGUGGCGAGAUUGACAUUGACCCCAAUGUUAUGGAGCAAGAUAGGCAAAGAUUGCUUGCCAUUGAGCGACUUGUGGUUGAAACCAUCUGCUUCAAUUUUAACGCUCGCUUACCAUUCCCCUACGUCAUCAAAAUCAGCCGUGCAUUUGGAGCGACGAGGAAGUUAGCCAAAUUGGCAUAUCGACUGGCCACUGAUAGCUUCCGAACGCUAGUCAAUCUUCAGUACCCUCCACACGUCGUGGCUCUCGGCUGUCUGUACCUCGCUGCCUUGCUUUCGUCCUUCGAGCGUGGGACGUCACCGGAACGGCCAGGACACAAUACCGCCCAUCAAAUAGCUGCCACGCUGAGUGCGUCAGGGGAGUGGGGGAGGCAGUUCCAGGCGCACAUCGAAGACAUCGAGGAGAUCGCCCACGCCCUCAUCGAUCUUCUCAUAGCUGCGGCACAAACCCCCACCGCGAACACGUCACCCCGCACCCCUUCCUCUCCCUCACCACAUCUCUCGCACAGCGCGGGGCAGCAGGCGCUUCCUCGACCCCCGCCAGUACCGUACAAAGCCGACCAGCUCAUUCGACUGAAAAUUGUCAUGCGGGAGACGGAACACACGCCGAGAAAUCGCGAGAGCGCAACUAGGGGAGAAGAAGACAUCAUGAACUUCAACAAGUCGGAUUCGACGCUGCUCGGAAGGAACGACAAGACAGUCAGAUUCAUGUUUGGUCCUCCAACAAUGGUAGAUGAUGCAUGA
This is a messenger RNA of Dichomitus squalens LYAD-421 SS1, 1146 nucleotides long. RefSeq names its product cyclin-like protein. The transcript has 6 exons. Gene Ontology annotation, cellular component: cyclin/CDK positive transcription elongation factor complex; nucleus. Bases 1 to 1146 code for a protein of 381 amino acids. The record is from RefSeq and is a predicted model, not a curated record. Gene Ontology annotation, biological process: regulation of transcription by RNA polymerase II; positive regulation of DNA-templated transcription, elongation. NCBI's taxonomy places the organism in Eukaryota, Fungi, Basidiomycota, Agaricomycetes, Polyporales, Polyporaceae. Gene Ontology annotation, molecular function: cyclin-dependent protein serine/threonine kinase activator activity.